Molecule: messenger RNA, 735 nt
Organism: Encephalitozoon hellem ATCC 50504
Lineage: Eukaryota; Fungi; Microsporidia; Unikaryonidae
Exons: 1
Coding region: 1-735 (244 amino acids)
Biological process (GO): signal transduction
Source: RefSeq, a predicted model, not a curated record
AUGGAGACAACAAAUGACGACGGAGGGUCAAAAAAGAUUCUUUACGAGUCUCUUUGUACUGUGGAGGCCGAGAAUUUGAGCGAAGCGUGUAAUAACGCAAUUGAAGGGAAAAGAUCAUCCACGGGGAAGAGGGCCAAAAUAGCAAGGUUUGUUGGAGAGAUGUGCUGCUGUGGAGAUAUGUUUGGGUCGGAUACAUUUAUCAAUGAGUCGGUGUUUUCUGCAAUGGGAUACAUAGAGAAGAAUACCCAGGGAGUAAAGGAUAUGUUCAUCAAUUCUGAGUCAGAGGAGAACGUGAAUAACUGUGUCAAGCUGCUUGAGCUGAAUGAAAAGAUAGACUAUUCUUCUGUUCAUCCAAAGGAUGUUGGAAUGGGAUUCAAGAUAUAUGUGGAGGAGAAUCUGAAGAAUGUCAUUCCGCACAAUGUUCGAAAAAGGGUUAUAGAGGCGUAUAAAAACAAGGACGAUGACAAGAAAAAGAUAAUAAUUCCCAGGAUUCCAUUUGUGCUGAGUGAUCCGAACAGGAUGUUUCUUAAAUCACUGAAAAGUAUUUUCCUUGGGAUUGAGGCGAACAGCAAAGAAAAUGAAGUGGAUGUUGACGAGAUAUAUAGGCAGUUUGGGCCCCUGAUAAUAAGAAGGCCAAGCGAAAUGCUUGAUAUGGACACGGAUAUCUUGAAGGCGAUAUUGAUUGAUUUGAUGAAGGCUGAUUUUGACGAGUUUCCUAUUUCCUUUUAUCCAUAA